AACAGCUUGUCACUGUGUGUGUUUGCGAUAAACUCAAAAGAGAGAGACGUGUAGCUUAACGACUACCAUAUACACAAUUCAAUAUUUGACAUCACCGAGAGAUAGAGAGAUGGCGACGGAAACGGAAGUGGUGGUUCCGGUAAGCAACGGUGGAAGCAAAGGAUGUUGCAAGUACGGUGGUCCUGGUUACGCGACACCUCUCGCCGCUAUGUCUGGUCCGAGUGAGAAACUUAUCUACGUCACCGCUGUUUACACCGGAACUGGAAUAGAUAAACCGGACUAUUUGGCGACGGUGGAUGUGGAUACGAGCUCGCCUUCGUAUUCAAGUGUUAUUCAUAGAUUGCCAAUGCCUUUUGUUGGUGAUGAGCUUCAUCAUUCUGGUUGGAACUCUUGUAGUUCUUGCCAUGGUGAUGCUUCUGCUGAUAGACGUUAUCUUGUGUUACCGUCUCUUAUAUCUGGUCGUAUUUAUGCGAUUGAUACUAAGGAAAACCCGAGGGCUCCGUCUUUGUAUAAGUAUGUAGAUCCUAAAGAGAUUGCUGAUAAGACUGGAUUAGCGUUUCCACAUACGGCUCAUUGUCUUGCUACGGGUGAGAUCUUGGUGUCGUGUCUUGGGGACGAAGAGGGGAACGCCAAGGGAAUGGGUUUCUUCUUCUUGACUCUGAUUUUAACAUCAAGAAUAGGUGGGAGAAACCAGGACACAGUCCCUUGUUUGGGUUUCAAUCUCCAACACGUUGCGGAUGGCUUAUACGGAAGUCAUCUACAUGUUUAUAGUUGGCCAGGAGGUGAAAUGAAACAAUUAAUUGACCUUGGACCGACUGGUCUCUUACCUUUGGAGAUUAGAUUCUUGCACGAUCCGGCUAAAGAUACAGGGUUUGUUGGGAGUGCCUUGUCAAGUAAUAUGAUAAGAUUUUUCAAGAACAGUGAUGAAACAUGGAACCAUGAGGUGGUUAUAUCAGUUAAACCGCUGAAAGUAGAAAACUGGAUUCUUCCAGAAAUGCCGGGGCUUAUCACCGACUUCUUGAUCUCCCUCGAUGACCGAUUCAUCUACUUUGUGAACUGGCUCCAUGGAGACGUUCGUCAGUACAACAUUGAGGACCCUAAAAACCCUGUCUUAACAGGACAAAUUUGGGUCGGAGGAUUACUACAAAAGGGCAGUUCUGUUAAGGCGGUUGGAGAAGACGGCAACACUUUCCAAUUUGAUGUUCCUCAGAUCAAGGGUAACUCUCUACGAGGAGGACCUCAAAUGAUCCAGCUGAGCCUCGAUGGGAAACGAUUGUAUGCAACUAACUCGCUGUUUAGCUCAUGGGAUCGUCAGUUUUACCCGGAAAUCAUGGAGAAAGGCUCACACAUAAUUCAGAUUGAUGUUGAUACAGAGAAAGGUGGUCUCACCAUAAACCCUGACUUCUUUGUUGACUUUGGUGAUGAACCGGACGGUCCUGCACUAGCCCACGAGAUGAGAUAUCCCGGUGGAGACUGCACUUCCGAUAUCUGGAUUUGAAUUUGGCCUGUUUAAAGAGUGAUUUAUGUGUAAGUUUAGAUUGAAUUUUAUUUAGUUGUUGUUUGUUUAGUAAAGUUGAAUAAAAAGGGAGUAAGAAGAGGUCAAGACAAUUAACUUGUUAGAGACUCCCUGUGUCUUUAUGUAAUACAACUUUCUACAUUUC
Molecule: messenger RNA, 1661 nt
Organism: Arabidopsis arenosa
Lineage: Eukaryota; Viridiplantae; Streptophyta; Magnoliopsida; Brassicales; Brassicaceae
Source: the annotation of a GenBank genome assembly